AAUCCAACGGGGAAACCUGCGGCUCCUGCGCGAGACCUGACGCCCAAUUCCAGAAAGUUGUGAAGUUUAUUUGAUCUCUAUUUAUCACAACAAUUCACUGUCCACCACAUCAAGAGAAAGCCCGCAGCGAUGUCUAAAGAUCAGAAGGAGGCCAUGAAUAUAUAUUGUGUAACACUCAAUGGACCUGCUCCCUGGGGUUUCCGUCUUCAGGGAGGCAAGGACUUCAACAUGCCCCUGACCGUUUCCAGGCUGAACCCAGGGGGAAAGGCAGCCCUGGCCGGAGUGGGUGUUGGAGAUUGGGUGGUGUCCAUCUGUGAUGCCAAUGCAGAGGAGAUGACCCAUGUGGAGGCACAGAACAAGAUCAGAGCAGCAGCUGACUCCCUUACUCUCACUCUGAGCAGAGCUUUCCAUCCUGCUGGAGGAGAGCAGAAGGAUUCACUUACACCUGCAUCCAGUCAGCCCAAGUAUUCGUUUGCACCCAGCACAAGCAUAAACAAGAUGGCGCGGCCAUUCUCCGUAGCCCCUGGCAAUGCCAGCAAGGGGCCUGUCAUCAAGCCGGUGUCAUACGCCCCCAAGCAUAACACCAGCUCGCAGGUGCCGAGCAGCACGCCGCAGCCUCACAAUGGUCACGGAGUAACUCCCUGUCCUGCCAAAUCCAAGCCAGCGGAUAAACCUGAUGAAGUUCAAGUGCCAGCCACAGUGCCAACAAGAUCUGGUCCAGCCUGUCGCCCCCCAUGGGUGACGGAUCCCGGUUUUGCCGAUCGCUACCACCCGGAAAAAACCAGCACUGUGUUGACGCAGCACACGCAGCCAGUCCAACCCACACCCAUGCAGAACCGCAGCUCAAUCCUGCAGGCAGCGCAGCAGAGCCCUGAAGACACCAGCGGCUGCACCCCGCUCUGCGCCGCAUGCAACAAGAUCAUCAGGGGACGCUACGUGGUGGCGCUCGGCCGUUCCUGGCACCCAGAAGAGUUCUCUUGCUGUCAGUGUAAAAAGCUCUUGGAUGAGGGGGGCUUCUUUGAGGAAAAGGGCUCCAUUUACUGCACCAAGUGCUACGACAACCGUUAUUCACCCAACUGUGCCAAAUGCAAAAAGAAGAUAACUGGGGAGAUCAUGCAUGCUCUGAAGCUGACCUAUCACGUCCAGUGCUUCCUGUGUGCUGCCUGCAAAAUGCCCAUCAGGAACCAGGCAUUCUAUAUGGAGGAGGGAGAGCCAUACUGCGAGAGAGACUAUGAAAAGAUGUUUGGUACCAAGUGCCAUGGCUGUGACUUCAAGAUUGAUGCAGGGGACCGUUUCCUAGAGGCGUUGGGCUACAGCUGGCAUGACACUUGCUUUGUCUGUGCCAUCUGUCAAAUUAAUCUGGAGGGAAAGACGUUCUUUUCCAAGAAAGACAAGCCACUGUGUAAAAGCCAUGCCUUCUCUCCAGUAUGAGGCUCCGACACUUUUCUUCAGGGGAUAGGGGAAAGAAUGGAGAUUGGGGGGUCUACAUGCCAAACAAGACUAAGUACUUGACCUGAAGCCUGUAACAUAUGGCUGACAUAUGAUAGACUGAUGAAUAUAGUAGCUACGCUGGCUUUCACUUUGAUCUGCAUUCACAAAGAAUGUGUCAUUCAGUAAAGCAUGGACCUGAAUUUUUAGUAGUUUGCUUAGCAGGUAGACUGGCCUCAGUUUUGCUGUUGUGAUGCCAGUCAUUCAACUGGAAUGAGCAGCUUACAAACUGUUACAACCACCACUGGUAGGUAUGGAUAACAUGGUAUUUUGAAGUAUUUUAGCUGUCCCUUCUUGACUCCUCUCCACCUCAAAGAAUACUUACUUUCAGUAUUAAUGACGUUUCUUACACACCUGAAAUCUGAACCAUUGUAUGUUCCUCUUAUGUCCCACUAAGCCUCCAUGGCUCGGUUAUCUUUACGUACACUUAUAAUAGAAGUUAUAAUCAACUAAAGAUCAACUAUAAAUGAGGCUGACAAAAUGUACAGUCAUGAAGAGAGAUGUCUGGGCCAUAUUUCACCUCAAAAUAAAGAGAUAAGUAUAUAUAUAUAUAUAUAUAAGUAACUAGAAGAAAUCAUCUAAAAUAUAAAAUAAUUAUAUAUGAAUUAAUGAAUUAAAUCAAAUGAAUUAACAUUGCAAAAAUGGGAAUAAGAAAAUAGCCUUUAAACAUCCAGACAUAUUACAGUAAUGAGAAUUUUGUAGGAAAAUGUUUGUAAUGAAAAUACUGUCAGAAUGAAAAAUAAAUAAAAAAUAGUCAUACUAAAAUAGGCUUAAUUUUUGUUGGCCAAAACUAUAUAUACAUACAUACAUACAAUCUGUAUACAAAAACCUGGACCUGUUUUUGUAAGAUUCACCCCUCUCAUCUACACCCACAUGUGUAGUUAUCGUCCAAAGUCCUAUCCUCUCGUCACAAAAAAGGACAAAGCUGUUUCCAUAUAAUGAGUGAAGCAGUGUAGUUCUCUUCGGAGCCAUACAAUCUGUAUUGUAGACUAAAGCAUUGAACAUGUGAUCUACUCAGACAGGAUCUGAAAGUGGCCCCUCAAUCCUCUAGAUGCUGUUCAGCCUACUUUCUCUCUGCCUGAUUUGCUGUGCUUGGGUACUUAAGGUAAUGGCAAACCACAGAGGAAUAAAACACCCCUGGCAGCUGCACUGAAAUACAUUAGCACUGAUUGCAUGCAUUUCAUCCUGACCCACCCAAUGGUCUCUACAUGGCUUCAAUACUAAACACGCCACAUUCAUCUGUUCUAAUCAGACAGGUAGUUCUAAUUAAGGAAAGGACUAUGAUACCAUCAAAACGGUGUUUUCAUUGGAUGCAAAUGAAACCUGCUGUUAUAUGGUCACCCAUUGACUAAGAGCAUUUGUUCAUAUUUCCUUUAUUGUCUUAUUAAAAAAAAUCUGUGUGGCCAGUUCAGAGUUUUAAGGGGUGAAUAUUACAAAAACAUGUCAAGUUAACACAUCAUCCCAAAAUCAAACAAAAAAAAAAAUAUGAUGAAAAUGUACUUUAUUUUAGGACCAUUGAGAUUCACAAUGUCAGUUGUGAUUCUCAAUAAUGCAACGUUAUUGUAUAAGAUCAUUAUUUAUGUAAAUCAGUAAAAAUAUGCGUUUUAGAUGUACAAUUCAAAUAUAUAUUAUAUCUUUUUUUUUUUUUUUUUUUUUUUGCAUAACUGUAUUGAGAAUUAGGUGGGUGUGUGGGGUGCUUUAUUGUCAUUAAUGUAAAUAUAUAUGCAAAAUAAAUAAAUAUAUACAUGCAUACACAGUGGUCAUAAAAAUAGGCAUAAUGUUCCUUAAAUCAAAAUAUAAUUAGAUUUAAUAUUUCUUUCUUUAGAUGUUGGGGUGAACCAUGACCCAGGCAUGUUCUUAAAAGAAUAGCUCAAUCGAUGGCAAAUCACUUUGUGUAUAUAACGACAUAAAUAAAAUCUUCUUUACAAUGAGGCACCUAUAAUGGAAGUGAAUGGGGCCAAUCCAUAAACAUUAAAAUGCAAACUGUUUCAAAUGUAUAACCACCAAUACAGAACCAAUAUUCAUGUUUGCAUGAUUUUAGUGUGAUAAAAUCACAGACUAACCUUAUCAGUGUAACGUUAUAGCCAAUAUUACAACUUAGUUGCAAUGACAAAGCAACACUAAGCCCUACAAGCUAUUUUAACACUAAAAUCAUGUUAACUCGUAUAGUGUUUACAUCUUUGGCAAUACUUAAAAAAAAAAAAAAAAUAUGUGUAGUUUAAUGUUAAUGAAUUGGCCCCAUUCACUUCCAUUGUAAGUGCCUUACUGUAAAUACAGUUUUUAAAUAAAUGAGGGAUGAGUAGAAAAUAUUUAUUUUGUGGUAAUCAAUUGUGCUUCAAAUGCUGUUGAUUGAGCCUAACUUGUAUUGAACCAGGAACAUUCCUUUAACAGGUUUUGUAAGAUUCUUUAAAAGGAGUCUGCAAGUUGGUAAUGGAAGCACAUCUAUGCCAUUAGGGAACAAAAAGUCUUUUUUGGAGCUACUGUAGUCUCUAUAGAACACCUGUACCACAGUGUACAUGUAAUCUAUUAUGCUAGUCUGUAUCCCCUCUCUCCAGUCACAGUAGCUGUUUUUAAUAUAUUUUGGUACAUUUCUGUGUGUGUGUGUGUGUGUGUGUGUGUGUGUGUGUGUGUGUGUGUGAGCGUGUAUUUAUCACUUUGUGGGGACCAAAUGUCCCCAUAAGGAUAGUAAAACCCGAAAUUUUUGACCUUGUGGGGACAUUUUGUUGGUUCCCAUGAGGAAAACAGCUUAUAAAUCAUACUAAAUUAUGUUUUUUGAAAAUGUAAAAAUGCAGAAAGUUUUCUGUGAGGGUUAGGUUUAGGGGUAGGGUUAGGUUUAGGGGAUAGAAUAUAAAGUUUGUACAGUAUAAAAACCAUUAUGUCUAUGGAAAGUCCCCAUAAAACAUGGAAACACAACAUGUGUGUGUGUGUGUGUGCACCAGAUGCUGCCAGGAACUUCAAUCCCAUCAUUCCCUUUUCACAAUCUCCUAUGCCCAAUAAACACAACACUCCAAUAUCGUGCUCUUAGAAAGCUAUAUAUUUGAGCUCCUUUUUUUUACUUUUUUUGUAUUGACAAUGUUUUAUGUAUCAAGUGCCUUUUUUUAUAGCUUUGCAACCUUAAACUAGUAGGCUAUGUGUGUGUGUGUGUUUCAAAACUGCUGUAUAUUUGUGCACAUUGAGAUGUUUCUAUGUGAAAUUAUGUUAGACAUUUAGUCAAUAAAUCACUUGCA
Messenger RNA from Xyrauchen texanus (razorback sucker), 4715 nucleotides. Its product is annotated as PDZ and LIM domain protein 7-like. Gene Ontology annotation, cellular component: Z disc; adherens junction; stress fiber. The coding region runs from base 130 to 1431 and encodes 433 amino acids. The record is from RefSeq and is a predicted model, not a curated record. NCBI's taxonomy places the organism in Eukaryota, Metazoa, Chordata, Actinopteri, Cypriniformes, Catostomidae. The transcript is spliced from 11 exons. Gene Ontology annotation, biological process: actin cytoskeleton organization; muscle structure development; heart development. Gene Ontology annotation, molecular function: muscle alpha-actinin binding; actin binding.